This is a messenger RNA of Cajanus cajan (pigeon pea), 1085 nucleotides long. NCBI's taxonomy places the organism in Eukaryota, Viridiplantae, Streptophyta, Magnoliopsida, Fabales, Fabaceae. The record is from RefSeq and is a predicted model, not a curated record.
UCUACUAAGUACAAACCAUAGUAGAACGAACCCCUUCCUCCCUCGCUCCCUCCCUCCAAUCCCACGCGCCAUGUACACACACAACCCCACCGCCCCCCCACGCGCCGCCGACCCCCUCCUGUCGCCGCCAAUGCAGUACGGCGGCGCUCAUACCCCGGCGGCGGAGUGGACGUGGCAGGUGAACUCGGAGGCGAGCUGGAAUUGUAACACGUGCAACAGUUGCAGCAGCGGCAGCGGGUGCACGAGUUACAUGGGAUCGCCGAGUUCGCUGGCGAGUUACGAGAGUCAACGAGCGUGUUUGAUGCAGAGAAGCGUUAGCAGCCACUCGCUGCAGAAGAAUUCAAACACACUCUUUUCUUCUCCUCUCUUCGCUCAGUUGCUUCACUCUGAUAACGCUCCCGUUAGAAGAGCUUGCAGUACCGGUGAUCUUCAGAGAUUCAAUGGAAUGCAACAUUAUCUUCAUUCUCAUUCUGAUAGCCCAUUGUCAAGUGAAAGUAGUUUGAUCAUAGAAGAAAUGAGUAGAACCAGUCCUUAUAGCCCAGAGGAGAAGAAGGUGAGGAUUGAAAGAUAUAGAAGCAAGAGAAACCAGAGGAACUUCGGCAAGAAAAUUAAGUAUGCUUGCAGAAAGACAUUGGCAGAUAGUAGGCCACGUAUCAGAGGACGAUUUGCAAGGAAUGAUGAAAUUGCAAUGAACCCCCCAGUUCAGUGGAGCCACAUGGCUAAUGGAGAGGAGGAGGAUGAAGAAGAAGAGAAUUGGGCCAAUUUCUUUGAUUCCUUAGUUCCUGAAAAUCUUCCUCAAGACCCUCAAGGCAGUUCCUCCUUUGGUGUGUUUUAUUGAAAUAAUUGCAUGCUUAAACCAGCAUGGCAAGAUAUUUAAUUAAGUUGUAUGUUUUCCAUGUUUUGAGUUUUGUAGUAGGUAAUGUAAAUAUAUGUACUUAUUUGAAUCAUGGAUGUGACCAUUUGUAGUUUUAGACUUCAAUCUGGGGUGAAGUUUUUAGUACCCUUUAUGUUUUUCAUAGACUAGGCCUCAGUAGCAGCAGCAUUGUAUUGUUUGGAUAAAACCUUUAGCAAGUUGUACUUGGGGU